Pochonia chlamydosporia 170 is the source of this 384-nucleotide messenger RNA. RefSeq lists its product as hypothetical. The record is from RefSeq and is a predicted model, not a curated record. The transcript has a single exon. Lineage: Eukaryota; Fungi; Ascomycota; Sordariomycetes; Hypocreales; Clavicipitaceae. The coding region runs from base 1 to 384 and encodes 127 amino acids.
AUGGUCUUCCACGGAAAUGGGAGAAGUGAGAAAAAAGUCGUAUUGAUCACAAGCCGUUAUAACGUUUGUACACUGCUAGUGAAUACACUGGCUGGUUCCGGCCAACGUAGGGAAGGAUGCUUCAGGGACAAUUUAUUCUCGUCAUCCGCAUCCUCAUUGACAAGUUUAGGAGCGCAAGGAUACCCCAUUAGUCCAUACCAAUGUGCUCGAUAUGGGGCCUAUGGUUCUGGUCCUGCAGUCCCAAGGGUAGGGUCCGCAUACAGCGGUCACAUAGGAAACGUGUUUUGUCUCAUAGUUACUAAACUCGAUUUAUUUUCUUGGCGUUGCGCGUCUGAUUGGUCGACUUUCAGACUACACAAAUUUGCACAUUGCCAUAUGAGUUAA